Messenger RNA from Juglans microcarpa x Juglans regia, 1330 nucleotides. Its product is annotated as gibberellin 2-beta-dioxygenase 2-like. The transcript has 3 exons. The record is from RefSeq and is a predicted model, not a curated record. Gene Ontology annotation, biological process: response to light stimulus; gibberellin catabolic process. Bases 149 to 1168 code for a protein of 339 amino acids. Lineage: Eukaryota; Viridiplantae; Streptophyta; Magnoliopsida; Fagales; Juglandaceae.
UCUCCUUCAUACUCUCUCUCUCUCUCUCUCUCUCUGUGAAUUCUUUUGUUACCAACUCAUCACCGACACGAACUUAGUCUUCUUGUCUGGAUUUUUAUCAUUUCCUUCUCACCUUUUGUUCGUUGUGCUCUAUAUAUUGAAACUCAGAAUGGUGGUAGCGUCGCCAAAACCACUUAGUAGCGAAAAACUUCGGGACGUAGAGCUUCCUAUAAUCGACUUUUCGGCAGAAAGAUCAGAGGUCUCAAAGCUCAUCGUUAAGGCCUGCGAAGAUUAUGGUUUCUUUAAGGUUAUAAACCAUGGCGUUCCCGAGGACAUUAUAGCGAACCUGGAACACGAGGGACUUAGCUUUUUUGCCCUACCGGAUUCUGAAAAACAGCGGGCGGGGCCGGCUAAUCCAUUAGGCUAUGGCUGCAAGAACAUAGGCUUACACGGAGACAAGGGAGAGGUUGAAUAUCUUACACUGCAUACGAAUCCUCUCUCGCUCGCUGAAACAUCCAGAACCAUCUCCAAUAACCCAUCGAAAUUCAGCUCUGCCGCGAGUGGGUACAUUGAAGCAGUUCGGGGGCUGGCAUGUGAGCUUUUGAAUCUGAUGGCAGAAGGCCUGUUGGUCCCAGACACCUCAGUCUUCAGCAGGCUGAUCAGGGACGUUGAUAGCGACUCUAUACUUAGGCUCAAUCACUAUCCACCUCUACAACUGGAUUGGGACACCUCACCCUCCUCCUAUGAUCGAAUUAAGGUGGGAUUUGGAGAGCAUUCAGACCCUCAGAUCUUGACACUCCUUAGAUCCAACGAUGUGAGUGGUCUCCAAAUUUCUAUAGAGGAUGGCGUUUGGAUCCCUGUCCCUCCUGACCCCACUGCCUUCUGUGCUAAUGUGGGUGACAUGUUACAGGCAAUGACAAAUGGAAGAUUUGUGAGCGUGCGACACAGAGCACUAACAAACUCAUACAAAUCGAGAAUAUCAAUGGCCUACUUUGGGGGUCCACCCCUCCAAGCAUGGAUAACUGCACCUCCUGAAAUGCUCGCCUCCAACGCCAACAGGCUCUCUCUCUACAGGCCAUUCACUUGGGCUGAAUACAAGAAAGCAGUUUACUCUCUACGCCUCGGGGAUAGACGUCUUGACCUUUUCAGAACAUGCUCAGAUGCUGCUGCUCCUGGACUUGCUUCCUGAAUGCAGUCCUUGCUUUGGAAAUUGGAAUAAUGAACGGGGGUUCUUUUGGGUUUUCAUUUUUUCUUUUUAUGUGCAGGGACAUGAGGGAACAGAGGGGGUUUAGAGAGUGUAUACAAGCUUUCCCAUAGUUUUUGCGUAGAGCUGGAUAUUAGAAAUUUUGAA